Gasterosteus aculeatus aculeatus (three-spined stickleback) is the source of this 2417-nucleotide messenger RNA. RefSeq names its product charged multivesicular body protein 2Ba (gene chmp2ba). The record is from RefSeq and is a predicted model, not a curated record. NCBI's taxonomy places the organism in Eukaryota, Metazoa, Chordata, Actinopteri, Perciformes, Gasterosteidae. Gene Ontology annotation, biological process: vacuolar transport.
ACGGGGAGCCGUUGAGUCAGUCAGCUGAGGGAGGAACUCCGGCAACAGAAAGUCAACCAGGAAACCGAAGCUACUAAACUGACACGCCGCCUCGGUUCGACGGCUUAACGGCGGUUAAGAAUCACACCGUCUAACAUUACAGUAUUCGUUCUUUUUAUAUUUCAGUCGAUACAAAGCAGCAAAAAUGGCUUCCCUUUUCAAGAAGAAGACUGUCGAUGACAUAAUCAAGGAACAGUCCAAGGAGCUGCGUGGCACUCAGAGACAGAUCACCAGGGACCGAACAGCGCUGGAGAAACAAGAGAAACAAAUGGAGGCUGAAAUCAAGAAAAUGGCCAAAAGUGGUAACAGGGAGGCAUGUAAGAUUCUCGCCAAGCAGCUGGUCCAGCUGAGGAAGCAGAAGAACCGCACGUACGCCGUCAGCUCCAAGGUCACCUCCAUGUCCACGCAGACGAAGGUCAUGAACUCCCAAAUGAAGAUGGCCGGCGCCAUGUCCACCUCAGCAAAGACAAUGCAGGCCGUAAACAAGAAGAUGGAUCCACAGAAGACCUUGAAGACCAUGCAGGACUUCCAGAAGGAGAACAUGAAGAUGGGCAUGACCGAGGAUAUGAUCAACGACACUUUAGAUGAAAUCUUUGAUGCGUCUGGGGAUGAAGAGGAAUCUGAGGACAUUGUGAACCAGGUUCUGGAUGAGAUCGGCAUUGAGAUCAGUGGAAAGAUGGUGAGAGCUCCAGCUGCAGGGAAGAGCCUCCCCAGUGCCGCCUCCUCCAAACAGGCCACCAUCUCCGACGACGAGAUAGAGAGACAGCUCCGAGCUCUGGGAGUGGACUAAUUGUCCCCGCUGCAUUAGUGCUCACAUUAUACACCUGUGACAUUAAUCCUUAUCAAUACAGACCUUUAGGCGCACGUUGAGACAUUCUAAGACAUGCAGGCAGACAAGUUUAUUAACGCAUAACCUUUCAGAUCAAUAGGGCAGAACACCUGAUCUAUUAAUGCAGACAUAUAUAUAUAUAUAUAUAUAUAUAUAUAUAUAUAUAUUAAACAAACUGGAGUGGCAACAUCCUAAAGGUUGAGCAGAAAUAGAUGUUUGACUUAAAGUGUUCUGUUUACUGUAAUACCCCUCUCCAUCACUCCCAAGGGCUACAGCGUGGACAACACGCAACUGGCUUUUCCUUCCUUAUCUGUGAGCCAUAUAAUCUCCCAGUUUACACCUGGCUGAAGAUGGAUGGUCUUUCCCCAGCACGUUAUAAUAAGUAAAACAACACAAUUAAAAAGAGCUUAGGUGUCGUCAGUAAGCAGAUGGAACUUGUAUUCGGCGACUCGCGUUAUCCUCUUCUUAAUGUGCACGUUGUUUGGGUAAAAUGUGCCCGGCUUCAGUGGGACACAGUUGUUGUCCCACUGAAGUGAGAGGGAUAAAAAGCCUCAAAAACUGUGCACGUCCUCUACAAAUAUGAAGCAUCUGUUCUACUAGCUGAUUAUUGAUCCAUUUUUGUAAAACCCUCAGCUACCAUAGUUACCAGAGAUGACCUAACUGAGAAAUAUGCAUGUAAAGUGUAUGACUAGGGUAAAGUUUUUCACUUACAUAAUGGAACAUUAUUAUCAUAAUGCAUGGAAGGGUGAGAUGGACUUAUCUGAGAGCAAGCCUUUAAUUUAAUUUGCAAAGAUGUGCUGCUGUACAGAUAAUGUGGGAAACCUUAAUCAAACACAAUUUAGGACUUAUAUAGGACUGGCAAAUCAAAGAGAUUCAAAUCGGUGGUUUGAUGCUACUUAGUGAUCAAAUUAGUAAUUUUUGUUUUCGGUUAUUAUUUUUGGUGAGUGUUUCUUCUAUUGGACAUGGGGUUCACAGUGAUUAUGGGAUAGUACUGAUCCUGCGGUCCCUCCUCUCUUUCAGCUGCUGUGCAGUUACUGUCAUAUAUUAUUUAAGCUGCUUCUCAUUCUUUCUCACACAGACACAAACACACUACCCUAUACCAUUAAAAUGGCAGAAGAGUUUUCUACAAUUACACUGUGAUCCGAGAGACGUUUUCUCUCUGGCUCUCCUCUGCAUUGAUUUGUUGAGCGUCAAGAGAAAGAAACUCAUGUGUGAAGUGACAUCGACUCUAUGUCUGUCUUUCUGGCCUAUUUCUUACCACAUUGACCUCCAUUGCAAAAACAAUUUGCAUGCAUCUGACGUGUGCAAUACACAAAUCAUUCAUUUUUCUUUUGUAAAUCAUUAUUUCCCCUUUUUAACAUCUUUUGUUUUUUGUGAUUGUAAGCAGAAAUAAUGUUUUAACAGAUUUAAACAUUGUUUGAGUGCAGUUUAAUGCUUAGGAAAUUUCCACACUUUUUUAAAGGUGUAUGUAUAAUCUAUUUGUUUUGUUAUUGUUAAGUGACUGUAAAAGGUUGAUGGCUUUUAUAAAUGAAUAAAGUUUCUUCAGGUA